AAUGAUAUCACAAUACAAUGGUGAAGAACCAUAUGGCAUUAAAAAUAUUAUGUGUGUUCUUACAAAAAGCAUUUGUAUUCAAUGCUUUAUUGUAUCAGAUUAUUAUGAUGAAAUUUAUGAACAGUUUCUAAAAGAAAUGAAUGAAUGGUUGAAAUCUUCCAAAUUGAAGUAUAAAGAAGAUGUUGUUGUAGGAAUUGAAAAGAUGCCUGAAGCUUUUUUGGGACUGUUGAAUGGUAAAAAUUUUGGUAAACUGAUUGUUAAAGUUGAUAAAAAUACAAAAUUGUGA
This is a messenger RNA of Entrophospora candida, 286 nucleotides long. NCBI's taxonomy places the organism in Eukaryota, Fungi, Glomeromycota, Glomeromycetes, Entrophosporales, Entrophosporaceae. The record is from the annotation of a GenBank genome assembly.